This is a messenger RNA of Drosophila suzukii, 658 nucleotides long. RefSeq lists its product as uncharacterized. NCBI's taxonomy places the organism in Eukaryota, Metazoa, Arthropoda, Insecta, Diptera, Drosophilidae. The record is from RefSeq and is a predicted model, not a curated record.
GUUUGUUGUCAACCGUCGGAGACUGUACAGAAAUUUUAGUAUACUCCUAAAAUUUAAAAAAACAAAAAACCUAAAUCCAUGAAAACCAAUAUUAGUAUCUGGUAAAUUAGUCUUCUGUGAUCAUGAAGGCGAUUAUAAAUUGUCUGUUAAUCUUUUUUAUUGUCUUGUCUAUAUCGUCUAAGGGUUACUCAAGAUCGCUAGCUGGCAAAUUGGAUGCUCAGAAUGACACUGCUAUUGCAAAGAAGUUAAAUGUAACUGCAACCGAUGUGAAGGUAAACAGUACUGAGCUCAUGACUCUGGAAAAGUUGGAGCAACCAGAAAAUCCUGUAGUCAAUACCGUUAUAAAGCAUAUUAAACGUGACAAAAGAGAGCUGCUUGUUACGAUGCCCUUUGACCAGCAUACCAUGCAUUUGCCCUGCGACCUCGAUCAACGUGGAAGACAUAAGAUUAUUCCCUUAAUGCCCAACCAUUGCAUUUGGGUGUGGAACAACAAAUUCUCACAUGUGGGAUUCUACAGAGUGUUCAAGAUCUAUCAGUUGGAGGGAUUCUUUUUCGGGCAGUACUACGAGCGUUUGAAGCGCUACGAAAUCGACCCCCACACUUGGGGAUAUGGCUAAUGUGACAUAACUUAAUUACCAAGGAGCAAAUAAAUUUUUAA